AUGACAUCCAGACGAUGGUCAUCCUUAAGUGCUUACAUAAAACUGCUGCAUUCCAACAACGGUGGUUCUAAAAUGGUCCAGAGAUUUAAGCAGUCAAUACAAGAGACCCUUUUUACUGAGGUCCUCUUCCCCACUGCCCCCAGCUUGGGCCUGCCUCAUAUAAGACCCUGGAAGGUCUGGUCUGGAGAGUGCGGUCUGCAUCCAGUUAAGCCAAAGCCCUCCAAGCCCCAGGAGAAGGGCUCCAGCUUCACCUCCCCACCGCUCGGGCCGCAGAAACCAGCCGCGCACGGCGAAGACACAGGAGCAGAGCUGGCGGCGGCGGCUGCGGCAUCCAAUAUGGCGGCUCCAGCCAGCCGCGCAGUUCGGAGGCCCGCGGCGCCCACCGCGCCCCCUGGCGGCGGCCCGACCGCCGCGCGGUACCAUCGACGCAGGCGGGCCAGAGCGCCGUCGCCGGGGGGCCUCGCUGCUCUCCGCGCUCCUCGCCUCGCCUCUCCCCGCGCCGGAAGUUCCCCGUCUCGCUUGGCGGACGACAUCAAAGCGCUGGUCCCUAGAAAAACCGAAUGUCCCCACAAAGUGGCAAGUUUAGGAAAUAGCAGUGAUCUGAUUCCCGUUGUUUCCAUGUGGAUUGGCUCCUCAGCACGAGCUCCUGGGUUCAGUUGUUUAUCAGAAUUUCUCUGGGCAGUGGCCUAAAGGUUAACAGCCGAAAGAACCGUUCCUUAUCAUUCAUUUAUUUAAUAACAAUGAGCCCAAGCCGUUUAAUAGGUAGGCUAGGGAGGAAAUGUUAUAAACAAAGGCUUCGGGUCCAGUGUGGACAGAAGGCGAAAGCAGUGCGUGCAGCAACUGGUGCAGGAGAUGCACGCUGCGUGUCCUCGGGCGGGCCUGAGGGAGGUGGACAAUGAGGAUGCUGGUGUGCACGUUUCAGAACGCGGGAGAUCUGGACAGGUGAGAGGAAACCUACCUCUUAAGGAAGCUGAAUCAUUCUAAAGGAAUUUUGCCCAAGGUUAUAUGUAGUAAGAGGAUGAAGACUUAUUUCUAGAUGAAAUAGAAGUUGCUGCUAACAAAAUGCCUUCUGUGUUACUUCGUGCAAUGUAAAAUAGCCAAUACCAGAUUGAGAGCUAACAUUUAUUAAACGUAAAAAUUCAGGGUAUGUGAUUGAAUCUCAGACACCGCUGUCUUCCUGUUGAAAUUCAUUUUCAGGCAGUCUCUCCUCCCAAACUCAGCAGAAACGAAGGGAGGAAAAUGACAGAAUUUUACUCUGGGGGAUUACUGGAAUCAAGUUAGUUCCCUAAGACAUGAGCCCAGAGCCAAUGACAAUGAGAAAGUGAGAUCCUUCCUGAGAGUUCAGGAUCUUUGGGUCUACUUCACUGACAGCUUUAAUAGGAAACUGGAUAACUUUUACAUCAGUAAGAGCUUAUAUUUUUACCUUCAAAAUCCCUUUCAGACGGUAUCAAAGUUCUCCGUAUUGCUUAAUAAGCCAAGCCAUUAUGAUCUCUUGCCAACACUAUUGCAGUAGCUUCCUAACUGGUCCCCCUGCUUAUCUUCUUUCAAAAUUCAUUCUCCAGACAGCAGCCAGAGGGAUCUUUUUUUUCCUUUUUUUUCUUUUUUUUUCUUUUGUAGAGAAAUCAGAUUAUAUCACUCCCUUGCUUAAAUCCUUUAAUUCUUUGCCAUUACACUUCCAGUAUUAUCACCACCUCUUACCAUGGCCUGAAAAGCCCUGCCUCAACUCACUGCUUUCCUUUGUGCUCACUUCACUCUGGCCAUACUGACCUCCUUUUUCUUCCUGAACAACCUGAGGACCUUUGUAUGUGUCUCUUCUCUCAGUUGGGGUUCUGUUGCUCCCAUUCUUUGCAUAGCUGACUUCAUCUUUCAGUCCCCUCCUGGGAGAGGGCUCUCCUAAUCUCUCCAUCUAAAGUAGCAUGCUGUCACUUGAGUAAGUACCCUGCCCAGUUCUACUCAUGCCAGAUUCUAAUGCUCAAGUCUAAUGUAUUGAUCUAUGCAAGAUUAUUGAGUCAUUUAUUAGAUGGAUGUUGACUAAAUUACUUAGCCUGAGAAAUUAAAAUGCAAUGCAAGCUAAAGAAUAAAAUCAGUUAUUAACAAGUUACUUGACUUGAUUUAAUAAAGCUUUCCUACUCAGAAAAACAGCAGAGGGCAUAUUUUGUUAAGGGGAAGGAAGAGAUAAAAACAGAGGAUAGCUUCAGCACCAUCUUAAACUGAGGAGGAGCAAGAG
This is a messenger RNA of Choloepus didactylus (southern two-toed sloth), 2227 nucleotides long. RefSeq names its product translation initiation factor IF-2-like. The record is from RefSeq and is a predicted model, not a curated record. The transcript is spliced from 3 exons. Bases 1 to 690 code for a protein of 229 amino acids. NCBI's taxonomy places the organism in Eukaryota, Metazoa, Chordata, Mammalia, Pilosa, Megalonychidae.